Molecule: messenger RNA, 2835 nt
Organism: Sebastes umbrosus (honeycomb rockfish)
Lineage: Eukaryota; Metazoa; Chordata; Actinopteri; Perciformes; Sebastidae
Product: ubiquitin carboxyl-terminal hydrolase 47-like
Exons: 13
Coding region: 225-2210 (661 amino acids)
Biological process (GO): protein deubiquitination
Cellular component (GO): cytosol; nucleus
Molecular function (GO): cysteine-type deubiquitinase activity; cysteine-type endopeptidase activity
Source: RefSeq, a predicted model, not a curated record
AUUUCCGACACCCCCUGAAUGCAGCAUUCCUGCAGGUUUGUGUGAGAAGUGAAAGAGAAAGUACACUGAGGGUUGUACUUUACAGGAGAUGAAGAUGCUGUGCGUCGACAAUAAACACAGAGAAGUUGUCCAACAAGCUGCGGGAAUGUCUUGAAAGUGUGAAUCUUACAACUGAAGCUGACAGUGUUGCAGUGGACUGAUAGAUUUGUCUAAAAGGAAUCAAAAUGGAUUUCUUUGAAAAUGAUCAACAGUAUUUGUACAACAUGUUGUCUUCUCCAGCAGCCAGUAAGUACUAUGGCUUGUUAAACCAAGGGGCAACAUGCUACCUGAACAGUGUGCUGCAGGUGCUGUUCAUGACCGAAGACUUCAGAGAGGCUGUGGAAAGACACACCUGUGAAACCUGUGGCCCUAAGUGUAUUGAUCGACAUCUUGCGUCCUUGUUUGAUGACUUAAAAGGAUGUACGGCAUACACCUAUAAUAUCACCAAAACGCUGGGCAUCGACAAUGUGUAUGAACAGCGUGAUGCUGCUGAGUACUUUGAGAAGAUUUUAGGUCUGACCAGUUCUGAGGCAUCACAGAUUUUCCACGGACUGUUGACACACAAGACCAAAUGUUCUACAUGUCGUGUGGAGACCGAAGCCGACGGGGCAUUUUGGCAUCUUCCUCUUGCAUUGGUUGAUUCUAACAGUGAAGACUAUAGCGUGGUGGAUGGUAUUAAGGAGUAUUUCAGAGCUUCAGAUUUCAGCGGAGAAAACCAGAUGUACUGUGAAACGUGUGAUGACAAGUCUGAUGCUACUAUUAAAUGUGUAAUAAAGCGUCAUCCAGAGGUUUUGAUGCUGCUGCUGAAGAGGUUUGAGUUUGACUACAGUUACAUGAGAUAUGUCAAAAUCAACCGCACUGUGGAUGUUCCCUACACCCUACAGAUACCAACGAAUCAGACGUAUGAACUGUACGCAGUUGUGGAACAUUUUGGAGAUCUUAGAAGUGGACAUUACAAUGCAACAAUCAAACCUCAAGAGGAGGAGAGAUGGUAUAAGUUCAAUGAUGACAGCGUCACAUUGCUUGAAUACCAGCCAUUCCAGGUGGAUACCAUUGAGAAAUCCAGCAGCGCUUAUCUUCUUUUUUACCGGAAAAAGACAGUGCGUGCUGCAGGUGCUUGUACUCAAGACAGAGAGGUGUCUACUCCUGAAGAAUUCCCGCCAGCUACCAAUGAUAUCCAUGACCAGGGUCCAGAUGUCAUAAAGGGGAAAGAGAGAGAGGAGGUUGAGGAGGCAGCAGAGGUGGUUGAUGAACCUACAGUGACUGUUUCCAUCGACCGACACGAAGAAACAGGAAUUAAAGACAUAGUCAGUGUUGGGUCUAGAGGAGGUGGGCUAUCAUCUGACCUCUAUAAUGAAGUAGAGGAUCAGGGCAGUGGAGUUUAUGCCAGGCACAGCAUAAGAAAUGACUUGCAUAAUCCUCAAGGGGAUGUGAAGGGAGACGAGCAACAAAAGAGAGAGGAUGAUAAACAUGCACAAAGGAAAGGAACAUCAGAGAGAUUAGAUGAUGUUAGACAGAACAGAUCAGAGCAUGUUUCAACACGUAAAGAUGCAGCGAAACAAGCCAAAGAGCAGGAAAAGAAAGGAGAUGAUGAACAUCAUCAAAGAAGAGUGGACUCUUCUUUUAGACAAGCAGGAAGCAGCAGAGUGACAGAGAACAGGGGCAGUGUUGAAAAGUGGACAAUGGAAGGAAGACAUGGUUCAAAGCAGUCCAAAACAUUGCAUGUGAAGAUAAUUGAGGAGGAAACCUGUCAGGGUGUUCAAACAAGCAGCGACACGAAGAACAUAACAAUAGAAACUGUAGCAGGAACUUCACAAGGUGGCAUUACGAGUUUGGUAUAUAAUGAAGGAAGUGUUAAAAGAAAAUCAGAUCCAAAAACAGACCCAAAGGUCAAAUUGUCAGAGGGUGUUGGCAAUUUAAAACUGAAUGACUCACCUUCACCAAAGCCACAGGAACACAGAACCAAAGAAAUGUCUGAUGCACAAAAACAAGCUGUUGGGAAAAAACAUGCAGAGAAAAAAAGAGGUGAGAAGAAAAGACAUUUGUGGCGUCGCUCUUCCCCUCUGAAACAAAACGGAAAGGAAAAAAAGAAACGCAACAAAACUAUUGGGUGUUUUUCUGGUUUUCGGAAAAGCCGAAAAAAUGCAGACCAGACUUCAGAGUCGGAUUAAAACAAAAUGCAUACUUUGUCCAGGAGAGACAAGACUGCAUGUCAUUGUGGUGAUCCACAAGUUUAUAUUUUUAGUUCUUUAUGAAUGCUUAUUAAUACUUAGCAAUAUUGCACUCGCCAGAGAGCUCUAUAGACAGUAGUGUGAUGUAUAUUGUUUGAGUUUGUGUCUGUUGGUAGCACUAUUUUGUUUGUUGAGUCUGGUUUAGUCUAUUUGACAUCAAUACCUUUGCUGGUUUUUAAUGUAAAAUGCAUCACUUCCUGUUUGCUACAGGAUUGUUUCUGUGUGAAGAGCAGCACAUGUUAGAGGUUUAAUGAGAGAGAGGGUUGUUUUAGAUUAAUUGCAUCAGUCUGUAAUAGAAAAUAUAGCAAUGGAAACUGACUUGUAAUGAAAAAUGUCAAGGCACAUAUAUGUUCAGUCGUUUUGAAAUCAUCAUAUUCACAGCCCGAAUUAUCUAACAUGUUUUGUCUUUUUUUUUUAACAGUGGAAGAAAUGUAUCGACCUAUUACAUUUUAUUUUGAAAAUGUUCUUGUUAAAUUGUUCAGACAUAUAUAAAUAGAUGACACUGAAUGUAACAUCUAAUGUGAUUUAAAACAGAUUGUGUGAGGAAAUAAAAAUUCAAAAGGAA